AUGGUGAGAGGUAUGCUAUCGUGUGAUUGGCAAAGAAUUCAGCAAAAACAUGACCACACAUUAUAUUUUUCUCUUUUUCAGGAUUUAAUUCGCAACAAGGCAAGAAAUGGCAAAAAUUGUGCUUUGUUAGAACAAGCAUACUCCAUUGUGUCAGCGCUGACCAGACGUGCUGAAAAUAGCCUACACGUAUCAUUAAUUGACAACUACCCAGGAACACUAGAAGCUUUAGGGGAGCCUAUUAGACAGGGACACUUCAUUGUCUGGGAAGGAGCGCCUGGUGCAAGGAUCUCAUGGAAGGGACAUAAUCGGCAAGUCUUCCUCUUUAAAAACUAUAUUCUAAUCUGUAAACCGAAGCGGGACAUGAAAGCAGACACUCAGACCUACAUCUUCAAGAAUAUGAUGAAGCUUACCCACAUUGAUGUGAAUGACAUGGUAGAAGGUGACGAUCGGGCAUUUGAAAUUUGGCAUGAGAGAGAGGAUUCUGUCCGUAAAUAUACUCUCCAGGCCAGAACAGUCAUUAUCAAGAACUCCUGGGUGAGGGCCAUCUGUGGAAUACAGCAGCGCUACACUCUGCCUUCAUGGAGUCCUCCAGAAUUUAUAGAAGUUCUUGCAGACUGCAGACCUGAGCUUGGACAAACAGUCAAACUGGCAUGCAGAGCCACUGGAAACCCUAAACCUGUUACCAGCUGGUACAAAGAUGGUAAACCUGUAGAAGUAGAUCCCCACCAUAUUAUAAUUGAAGACCCUGAUGGAUCCUGUACCUUAAUCUUGGAUAACCUCAUAGGUUCUGAUUCUGGACAGUACAUGUGCUUUGCCUCCAGUGCUGCUGGUAACUGCAGUACACUUGGGAAAAUUAUUGUACAAGUGCCUCCACGGUUUGUAAAUAAACUGAAAAAUGUCUACUUCUCAGAAGGAGAGGACUGUCAGUUUACGUGUAUUAUUGAAGGAGCACCUUUCCCAGAAAUAAGGUGGUAUAGAGAUGGCUUCCUUCUGAGAGACUCCUCCAAAUUUCAGAUGUUCAGUGAACCAAGAAGUGGUGUACUAGUUCUCAUAAUCAAGGGUACAAGGAACGAAGACAUUGGACACUAUGAAUGUGAGCUUGUGAAUAGACUUGGCUCAGCGACCAGUGGGGCGGAGCUAUGCCUGCAGUCACAAGCAGUGCUGCCAGAAAGGAGAGGAGACCAAGCCAUCAUGAUUGAAGUCACUGAACAGGAAACAAAAGCGCCUAAGAAAACCGUCAUCAUAGAGGAGACAAUAACAACAGUUGUGAAGAGUCCAAGGGUGAAAAGAAGAGUUAUUUCAAGUAUGUCUCCAUCUCGACCUUCGUCAGGAAUGUCACCAUCUCGUCCAUCUUCAGGGAUGUUGUUUUCUCGGCCUUCCUCAGGCAUGUCUCCUUCACGAGCAAGAUCUAGCAUGUCUCCUUCUCGUUUACAUUCUGGCAUGGCUCCAUCUCGACCAUGGUCUGGAAUGUCACUAUCACGUGCACCGCGGUUGGAGACAUCAACACCAGAACAGUAUUUAGACAUAAAGAUUAAACAGACUGCAGGUAGAUCAGCCCAUGAAAUUAAGAAGCCAGCAAUCCCUGAACUUUUCAUAACAGAGCCAGAAGAAGAAAUGGCAGCUGCACCUAGAAGAGCUGCUGUGGAAGUCAGAAUGGAUGAAAGUAAACCUCAGUGGAUUGAAGUUGAAGAGACCAUAGAAUAUAAGGUGAAAAAAUCCCCAAAACCUCCAAGAAAAAGAGGAACCUCUCCUUCAAAGGUGGAGACAGAUCAAAGAGGGACAACAGUGUUUACUGUACAUGGUCCAAAAGCUAAACGUUCUGCAGAGGAUGACCCAAAUUUCAAUAAUUCCAAUAAUAAGAUAGUUGAGCAGGCAUCUUAUUUGCCAGAAGAUAGCCUCAGAGACUUAACUAGUGAGCCAUUGCUAUAUGGGUCAUCAGAAGAAGGCCUUUUAUUAAGUAAUAACUGUCUUAGUUCUCAGUGUCUUUCUGAGCAAAGUGGGCCCAUGUUAAUUGGUGAACAAAGAGUUAAAGGAAAAGACUGUGAGACAGAAACAUCCAGUUUCAGUGACAAGAGGGGAGCAGCUUCUCCAUGUAGUGUGCAUAUUGGAGAAACAUUGGUGUUCAGCUUUGUGUCUCCUGGUGGCAGUGAUCUUGCCCAACAAACUAACACAAAGCUGGACUCAGAUAGUGCACAUUCACCUUUGGAAGCUGAUGAAGAGGCAGUCAUUGUUGAAGAGCCAAAAGAAACAGAUGAUGAUGAUGAUGAUGAUGAUGAUGAUGAUGAUGAUGAUGAAAACAUUACUGGCAGAGACACCAAAAUAUUGACCCACAAUGGCAAAAUACUAGCAUUUGAAGAUCUUGAAGACUAUGUUCCAGAACGGGGAGAAACCUACAAAUGUGAGAAUCCUCAGGGCAGUUCAGACACCCCUUGUGAAAUAUCAGUCCUUCAGAAGGAGAUCAAUGAGGCAACAGUUGGCAGACCUGUCUUGCUUAAUGUAGGAAGGCCUAUUUCAAAAUCAAAACAAAGCUUCCUUGAUAAAUUUAAGCAUCACUUUUCUGGAGGACUUUUUAUGUCAUCAUCAAGGGCUGGUGGAACACAGUCAAUGGGUGCAUCAAAAGUUCUGUUUAAUUUUGGUGGAAUGCGCUCUAGUGUACCAUUAUCCCCAGUGCAGAAGCCUACUUUUGAGGUGAAGCCUUCAUUCUGCACUGAAGUUCAGCUUUCAGCAGACAGUGGGCAACCAAGCUUUAAAACCGAAGUUUCUACAAGAACACAGAGUUAUGAAACAGUAGGUGAAACAGUUACUAUACAUAUUAGCAAGACAGACCCACCUCAAAAGUUGAAUAGGAGCAAAUGCAGUCAUUUUGAGAAGUAACAGCUGUUGCCCAGACUUCUCUGCAUAUCAGUAGAUUCCUGCUUAGUAUCCGAAUAUGUCCAAAUGAAAAUUCAAUGUAGUAAAUGAUAAAUGGCUUAUCAGUCUUAAAGGGAACAUUUUAUAAACCCUGCUCAAACAGAAAAUAACUUAUAAGUGUGAAAAAUAUCAUUCCAUAAAGUAACAAUUGUAAGCAUCACAUGAUGCCCUGUAGUGACAUGGAAAAAUCUAGAAGCAAGAAAAAUGACAUGUAAAUAUAUUUAAGAAGUGAACCUAACCUGUGAUUCACAAAACACUGAUAGUAACAUAUAAGUUCACGAGUAAGAAUAGUUAUGAUUAUUAACUUGCAAGUGACUGCUCAAAGAACUGACAGUGCACAAAAUGAUAUACAUUGUGUUCAUCGGUGUAAUCUUUGCUGUUUUGAUCCCAAGUGUGUUAUCAUUUGAUACAAUGCAUGGCAAUGACAGGGUUGCUAUUACUAUCUUUAAUAUUGUGGCUGAAGAUGUCAUUUACAGAUGAAGCAAUAAUAAUAAGUUAAAUACAGUUACCCGUAGUUACAAGAUACAGUUUUUUUUAUCUGUAAUCAAACUAGACACACAAUACAAAAUGUUUUGCUUGUGAAUCCUGAAUACAAAAUUGAUAUGUUUUGUUUCAUGUAACCUUGUUUUAAUUGAACUGAUGAAAUGCAUUUUUAGAAAUUUAUAACAGACAAAUAAGAAUAUGUAUGUAGUUAACAACUUUACUUACAUUGAAAGCUGAAGGUGAAAGUGGCAUUCAAAAUUAUGACAAGCAACAAUUAUGCAAGUUAUUUUUCUAGUUUUGUUUGUGGAAAAGGGUUUUCUACAGGCUUUGUAAACAGAUUCACAAUAUGUUAACAGAACAUUGCACAGAAGUUUGUUUUGAACUGAGCAAUGUAAAUAGGCUACUUUCUAGGAAACUGUGAUGUAGCCAAAGCUUAAAACAGUGGAUUCAGUCCUCGUAUGUAUAAGCAUCUGAAGACCUAUGUGCUGUAAGCAAUAUAAAGUCGAAUACUUUUAAUAUUUUGUGAUACACUAUACUACACUUUAAAUAACUACACUAUUAUAAAAUAUAUCAAUCACCACCUUGUUAUAGUAAUGUGGUGUAUCUUUUUACCUAUUUGAUUUCAUCAAAUAUUUUCAGUGACUUACCGUGAAUGUCAAGGUAUUCCUUAAGCCUUCUACCUGCUCAGUAAUGGCAUCCUGUGCAGCACAGUAGGUGCCAUUUAUACAAAGCAGGUGAUUCUUUUUCAAAGGUACUGGGCUUUAACUGUGACAUCCAAUGAAGAAGUAAUAACUUCUUUGCAGGAAGUGAUGUCACAGCCGGCAUCAGGAAUAUUUUUACUUUAAUGUUAGUUUACAAACAGAAAAAUACAGAUUAGACAAGAUAUGUAAUUUAAAAAAGUUAUAUUAAGAAAACUUCAAAGGUCGGUACAAUGGUAUACAAAAAGCAGGUGUUGGUGACACCGGCUUUGUACAUUUUCUUUGAAAUAAACCAGAGAGAAAAAUUACACUGUUGAUGAGAUGAUUGUCUGCCAGACCAAAGCUUUUUGUAGCUUAAUACUGUUAUGAUAAAUUUUAUUGUAGCAGCUAAGGAAGUUAGAAUACUUCCGGACUGUUUCAGUGUCGUUGCAUUUUUUUCCUUUAUUUUCACAUUUUUUCCUUUAGUUGUUAAAUAUGAUAAUUAGAGUUGUAUGUUACUAACACUACAUACUACUGCAUGUAGUAUAUGUUUUUUUUUCAACAGGCAUCAGAAUGCACUGGUGUCCUCUUAUGGAAUUAGCUCAAUAUUGGAUGGUUCUACAUUGUCAUUGAUACAGACAAAUUAUUUUAUUAAUAUGCUUUAAGAAAAGGGAACAUCUGUUUUCUUCCCCUUUUAAUUUAUAGUUCGGUUAUUAUUAUGUUCACAGUUAUUCAGCUAUAUAGUGUAAAUAUAAGCUUUAAAGAAGAAUGUCCAUUCUAAGGCUGGUUAUGGCACUAAUUUUGCAAUCAUUUCCCGUCUGCUGAUCACAGUGUAACUUAUGAGUUCUAUGUUAAAUUAUUUAUUAACGUGUGAGGUUUACUUUAUUUAGAAUGAAAACAAAAUCUGUGAUCAAUUCUGUGACAAAUGCACAAAUUUUGUAAUUCCAGCAUGCCAAAGAGGAUGUAAAGUCUCAGAGCAGAAACUUCAGUUUGACCUAUUAAUAAAAGUCUUGCAACUAC
Messenger RNA from Protopterus annectens (West African lungfish), 5090 nucleotides. Its product is annotated as titin homolog. The record is from RefSeq and is a predicted model, not a curated record. The transcript has 11 exons. Gene Ontology annotation, molecular function: fibroblast growth factor receptor activity; fibroblast growth factor binding. NCBI's taxonomy places the organism in Eukaryota, Metazoa, Chordata, Ceratodontiformes, Protopteridae. Bases 1 to 2874 code for a protein of 957 amino acids. Gene Ontology annotation, cellular component: plasma membrane.